Molecule: messenger RNA, 2099 nt
Organism: Vespula vulgaris
Lineage: Eukaryota; Metazoa; Arthropoda; Insecta; Hymenoptera; Vespidae
Product: protein apnoia
Exons: 3
Coding region: 231-803 (190 amino acids)
Source: RefSeq, a predicted model, not a curated record
CGCAGAGCGCAAGCGCGUUCCUCCAAGCGCUUACCAUUUUCAGUUCUAACGACUUCGCCUUCGUUCGUCCGAAUCAUAAGGCUCCUCGUGCGAGACCGAUUAACACGUUCUUCCUGUUAAAUUUAAAUCCGUGUGCAACAUUUUAAAAAUAAACGGCUAAGAUCGAUCGUGUAAAAAAAAUCGGAGUUUAUGAUUAGAGAACGUAUCACGUGACGGUUAGUGAUCUAAACAUGAAGGGGAUUGGUUGGACGUUGAUGUUCUUUCUCUUACUGGCGUCAUUUUCAAAAAAAGUGAUAUCCGAGGAACGAUCAGAUUUUUAUCAUGCGAUUGGCAAAGUCGAAGAAGGAAGAAGCAACGGAUUAACGGCAGUUUCCAAGAAUUCUUUGAUCGAUCAGGACGUGGAAUAUGUUAAACAAUUUUUCGACGAGAUAUUCGAUGGAAACGUGACCGAAGGAAAAGGGGUCGAAAGUACAGGCCGUACUUUCGGCGUCAAGAGGAUACAAUUUAUGUUGAUGCCGAUCAUGUACAAAAUGGGAGCAAUGAUGACUCUCUUGACGGUGCUCACUGUGAUUUCUCUGAAGGGUCUUUUAAUCGGAAUUAUUCUAUUGGUACUGAAGUUGAGUAGCUUCCUUGCCAAGUUCUAUUCUGUUUGGAAUCAACAACACGUACCGCAUUCCUGGUCGCCUCAACCGAUCCACGUACACGUUCACAAUGAUCUUCCUUAUGCUCACAGACAAGCUUAUCAUGGUUGGGAAACCAUGAGCGGACCAGGAAACGAUGAACAUUAUUAUUACAGGGAAUAAAAUAUGGAAUGCACUGGAUUCGAUUAUUUCUUUCUAUCGAUCGUAUCAAAUGAACAUACGAUGAUAAGAAAUGGAAUAAUAUCGAUAAUCUGUGAUUCAUUUAGUGCCUUUCGUAGUGCCUCAGACUUUGUGAUCGAUUACUUGUUAAUUUAUAAAUUAUCUAGUUUCUUGCUUACCGUAAAUGCUGCUAUACGUUUCGUCCGUAUUCGCUGAUUGAUUUUAAUUGAGGAAAGAAUAAUUUGAGGAAUGAUUUACUUAUCUUUUAUUUAAUCUUCGGAGACUUCAUAGGAGAUCAUUUAUGAAGUUAACUAUAUUAUUUCUUUUAGUUAAAAGUAUUCUUAGCGAAUAGUUAUAGUAUAACUAAGUUUUAUAAUUUGUUAGUUGUCCUAAUACAGAAAGAGAGAGAGAGAGAGAGAGAGAGAGAGAGAGAGAGAGAGAAAUACCAAAGGAAGCUAUGAACAAGUAAAAGAACAAUACUGACAUAAAAAACCAAAUGAUGGAUACAGUGUUCCUUUCUUUUGAAAAAAAAAAGAAAAAAACAUAUACAUAUACUUUCGUAAAUACUUCCUGUAAAAACGUUGAUAGAAUUAAUUUUAUUUUUGAUACGUCAUGAAAUCAAUACCGUAUACCGAUGUUAUUUUAUGUAAAUAUUAAAAAAAAAAAACAUCGAGAACUUAACCAAACGUUAGAACCAAAACUGUUAACUAGAUAUAUUGCAAUAAGUAGAAUACCUCAUGCUGUCAUUAGAAAUUAAUUCUGUUAUUACAACGAACGUAUUAAAUACGUGAUAAUCUUUAAUUUAAAACGAUCAUAAAUGAUAAUUGUAAUAUUUCUUUUGUAAAAUAAUAAUCCUAUUAUCAGCAUAAAAACGUAAUCUACGAGUAUAUUGCGUUAAUUUUAAAAGGAGUUGAUCAAGCAAAGCGUAUAAUUUUUUUCAAUUUUAAAGUCAAGCGUUAUUUUCCUUUUCUUUCUUUCUGUUUGUUUUUUUUUUUUUCUUGUGUUUUGCUUCUUUUUCUUUCUCAAAGAUCCCACUGUUACGCAUUCUCCAUGAAACCGAUUGCGUUCUCUUGCAAGCUAGACCUAGUUUCUUGACUUCCGUCUGGUAGCUAUGCGGGGAGAAAAUAAGAAAAAUAUUAGCUCUUCGCUCGGCAGACCAUGGAACAGUCCAGUCGAUGGUCAAACAGGAGUACGACGUCUCUGUUAUUUUUAUUGUUGUGAUGGUUUUAUAAAUAUGAGAAAACCGCGAUAAUAUUUAUAUUUUCAAUAUUUUUUCGUCGUUCUCUUCGAUCGACUAUU